This is a messenger RNA of Xylona heveae TC161, 1116 nucleotides long. RefSeq lists its product as hypothetical. NCBI's taxonomy places the organism in Eukaryota, Fungi, Ascomycota, Xylonomycetes, Xylonales, Xylonaceae. Gene Ontology annotation, cellular component: UTP-C complex; CURI complex. The transcript has 4 exons. The record is from RefSeq and is a predicted model, not a curated record. The coding region runs from base 1 to 1116 and encodes 371 amino acids. Gene Ontology annotation, biological process: rRNA processing; ribosomal small subunit assembly.
AUGCCAACAGCCGCACACCCCGCUGCUGCGACUGCUGCGAAAGCCUCUAAGAAAACAUCCAAAUCCGCUGCAAAGUCCAGCAAGGCGUCUUCAGACCCUUCAACGUCGAGUACCGCCGCAAAAUCUACCAAUGACUCCAUCGACAUCAAAAACAUCCCUUUGCAAAUAUCGGACUACUUGAUCCUUCCCGUAUCGUUGCCGCCACUAUCAUGCAUGACGAAAGUCGCAGGACCUGACGCAGUGUAUCAUUUCCUCUAUGUCCGUCCACAUGAGCCCAAGGUACCGACGCCCACGGCAGAGCGCUCCUUAUUCGUGGUCAAUGUCCCGAUCGAUGCGACGGAAGCGCAUUUCCGUGCCCUCUUUGCAGACCACUUGGGCGGAGGACGUGUCGAAAGCGUUGAGUUCGAGGGAAGGCGAAGCGAGAGUAAGGGAAAUGUGGCGCCUAUGGUGGCAGAGGGAGGCCUUAGUGUCAGCGGAAAAAAGAGGAAGAGGGGAGGUCAGGAGGACGACGCAGCUUUAAUGGCUAUGAUGCGCGAUCCCGCCGCCGCGGUUGAUUUACCAGACACUUGGGACCGGCAAUUACACCGGAGCGGAAGCAGCGCAGUGGUGACGUUUGUUGACCGCGCAAGCAUGGACCUAGCUCUCAAGGCGAUCAAGAAAUCCCGCAAGAGCGGCCAGGCGAAGAUUGUUUGGGGCGAGGGCGUCGAGGGAACUGGAAAAGUUCCAGAAUUGGGAAUUCAUCGCUACAUGGCGCACCAAAUGUUGCGGUACCCUGACCCAGACGACAUCAAAGCCAGCGUCAAUACAUUUAUGGAACGGUUCUCCAAUAUGGAAGCAGCCCGUGACCGCAUGCGUGCUCGCCUUCGCAACCAGGCAGAUGAAGACGGAUUCGUUACAGUGACGCGGGGCGGUCGCGCAGGCCCCGCGCGACAGGAAGAGGCGCUGGAGAAGCUGGAGAAGCAGAAGGAGAAGAGCAAGGGCAAGGAAGACUUUUACCGGUUCCAGCUGCGUGAGAAGCGCAAGGAGAAAGCCGCGGAGAUGCUUCGCAAGUUUGACGAAGAUAAGAAGAAGAUUGAAGAAAUGCGCAGAAAGAGAGGAAAGUUUCGGCCUGAGUAA